CUGACGGCGCUAUAGCGCUCGGAGCGCCCGGGAGGCCGACGCCGAGCCUGUGCAUGUCUUCGGCCACACAUCAGUGCGCGGAUCUCCUGACGCCCGUGCACCGCAGCGUCUGCCGCGCGCAUCUGUCCGUGCACUCCGACAGCGCGGGCCACGAUGGCGGACUGCGUCGGCUUCCAAGCGCAGAUCGCCUCCAUCAUAGAGAUGCUGGCCAACUCGGCGGUGGCCGAAAUUUGCAAACUGGUGGACGACGGCUACGCGGCGCUGCGCUCUCAGAUGGAGCAGGAGCGGGAGAAGAGCGAGAAGGAGAACCGAGCCCUGCGGCAGAGGCUGCGAGACAUGGACGUGAAGAUGCGGAGCUGCGAGAGGAGGAUGAGGAGACGGAGUCAGCGCGAGGAGCAUCACACGGCGCAUUUUAGGCCGCCCAAAGGACCUGAUGACCAUCAGCCCCCGGCACUCCCUCCUCUGGCUCUUUCUGAAGGCAAGCCCUUUCAUCCCGUUUCAAAGCAGGAGGAAGCCAAGAUGUUGACGCUGGUGAAGCAGGAAAAAGAGGAGAGAGAUGACUGCAACUUGGACCUGAAGGUGGAGGUUAACAUAAGGGCGGAGUGUGGCCUCUCUGCAGCUUUGGAGCCCAGCGAGGAAAGCCCCCCUGCUGACACUGUCCUCGACACCAGCGUCAGCAGCCUCACAUCCUCCACAUCACAGCUGUCCUCCUCUCCCGCUGAUGCCACCAUGGACCUGACCUGCAGGCCUCGAGCAAAACGUAAGGCUGCUAAGCCCGUAGGCAACACCGAGGGGGUCCUGGCCUCCGAAGCGGCUCGCAGGGACCCUUCGGGGAGCCUACCUGAUAUGGCUCUGAAGCCGGAGGUCCAGACAGAUGAGCUCACAGAAGAUGAGCUUCAUCCCUCUCAGCUGUCGGCCACUAUAGCCUCUGAUGAGUCGAGCUGCGACCGCCUCAACAGCCUGGGCCUGGAUCUGGCCUGGAUGCAGGAGCGUGUCAGCCACCUGGGAGCAGCCUAUGCAGUAGCACAGCUGGGUUUGGGGAACUCGGACAGCGGGCACCCUUCUGCCUCCUUCCCCUCACAGGGAGGUGGAGAAAGUCUCGACGGCCCCCCGACUAUGCUCUUUACAGGCGGCGCUCACGAGAUGGCUGCUUUUGCUGCCUCCUUCGACAUGGCUGCUGCUGCCGCCGCCGUAGUGGCUGCACCCCCUCCACCUCCGCCCCCUCCCCCUCCUCCGACAGCUCCCACUGGCACUGCCAGCAGCCAGAGGCGGCCUUACAGGAGCAGCACCGCCGCCACAAAAGAGCCGGUGGCGUGCCCUGUGUGCGGACGUGUGUUCCCCAGCACCGCCGGCCUGGAGUUGCACCAGCGGGUGCACACCGGGGAAAGACCUUACACUUGCCCUCACUGUGGGAAGGGCUUUGCCCAGCCCAACAACCUGCGGGUUCACCUCCUCAUCCACACCGGUGAGAGGCGUUAUCGGUGCACACUGUGCGGGAAGAGUUUCAUCUCAUCGAGCCAUCUGAAGAGGCACCGUACGGUUCACACGCAGGAGAAACCCUACAGCUGCUCGCGCUGCGGCCAGUCCUUCAGCCAGAUGUGUAGCGUCCGCAGACACCGGCAACAGUCUCAGUGCGGCCUGUAGCAUGAACGCUGUAGCAGCAUCUGACACACU
Molecule: messenger RNA, 1674 nt
Organism: Neolamprologus brichardi
Lineage: Eukaryota; Metazoa; Chordata; Actinopteri; Cichliformes; Cichlidae
Biological process (GO): regulation of gene expression
Cellular component (GO): nucleus
Source: RefSeq, a predicted model, not a curated record